AUGAUUUUAAACUUCAGUCUGUAUCAGCCCCAGGACAAGGUGUCAGUGGCAGCAGGGGAUGUGCUCACCCUGAUCUGCACCACAUCUGGACCUGCUGGAGCAGGUGCUGUGGGAUGGCUGAAGGGCUGGGGCAGUGAGAACAAGACCAUCUAUGACCAGAAGGGGCCCUUACCCCGUGUGAUGAGAGCAGUGAAUGGGUCCAACACAGACUUCACCAUCCACAUCAGCAACGUUCAGCCUGAGGACAUGGGCACCUACUACUGUGUGAAGUUUCUCAAGGGGGACACUGGUCAGGAUGAGGUGUUUCAGCGUGGCAGUGGCACAGAGGUGUCCGUGUAUGAGACAACUCUAGUUCCUGGAAUGGUGACUGCAGCUGUAGUGCUCUGCUUCCUCCUCCUCCUUGGCCUCUUCGUCGCCCUUUGCAUGUACAGGAGGAAGCACCAAGGCCGGGUGGGCAGCCCCUGCCCAACCAGGACAGUGGCCAUGGGCAGCUUCUCAUCUGUCCCCCUGCAGUGCUGUGCAGGGACUCCCGGCACCCCCAGCGAAGUCCUGGAUGCAGAGAGCUCCCACCUGCCCAGCCAGCAGAGCAGCAAGGAGGAGAACAGCAUCCACUACGCCGACCUGCAGCCCCUGCCCCCGGCCCCACGGCGCAGCAGGAGCCCGGGCACAGCCCCCACUGAGUAUGCCAGCCUCAGGGUGGCUGCCAAGUGACACGUGGCACCACUGCUUGCACGGCAGGCCUUGUCAGGGUGGAAGAAGGGACGUUUCUGUAGGGCACAACAAAGAAAGAAGUGGAGCUGUUUGCAUGGUUUACCCUGAUCUCAGCUCAGCACACUAUGCUCAUCAUGCUUGCAUCUCAGGGGAGCUCUCCCAGGACCUGAAGCCAUCUCGACCACAGGAUGAGACCACGAGGCCAAGCACCUCUGCCUUGUGCAAGCUGUUUGAUGCUAAUGACACCAGGAGGACCUCACACAAACCUGUAUCCACCAGCAUGGGCCUCCACUGCCCUUUCUCGGCCCACAGGUCCAUAAUUUGUGUUAUCUUUUCACUGCCCUCAAUAAAGCCAGCAAAUAGCCUUC
Sturnus vulgaris (Common starling) is the source of this 1079-nucleotide messenger RNA. RefSeq lists its product as uncharacterized. NCBI's taxonomy places the organism in Eukaryota, Metazoa, Chordata, Aves, Passeriformes, Sturnidae. The record is from RefSeq and is a predicted model, not a curated record.